Lytechinus variegatus (green sea urchin) is the source of this 5634-nucleotide messenger RNA. RefSeq names its product glutamate receptor 2-like. The record is from RefSeq and is a predicted model, not a curated record. The transcript has 18 exons. Bases 384 to 3209 code for a protein of 941 amino acids. NCBI's taxonomy places the organism in Eukaryota, Metazoa, Echinodermata, Echinoidea, Temnopleuroida, Toxopneustidae. Gene Ontology annotation, biological process: modulation of chemical synaptic transmission; synaptic transmission, glutamatergic. Gene Ontology annotation, molecular function: transmitter-gated monoatomic ion channel activity involved in regulation of postsynaptic membrane potential; AMPA glutamate receptor activity. Gene Ontology annotation, cellular component: AMPA glutamate receptor complex; dendritic spine; postsynaptic membrane.
AGACGAGGCAUCCAAGCUUUCUGCAUCGUUGCGUACAAAGCUCAUUUGGCAUCCACCCCUCAUCUCUUCUAUUCUCCAAAAUCAUCUCGAUUUCCUUCUCCACGCCAGAAUCCCUAAGCUCUGAAGGAGCAGGAUGAUAUGCGACGUUUGAGUACAUUAUUACUUAACCCCACACGACUUUCUAUAUCAGUCUAAAGCGAGGCGAGCCAUUUCCCGCUAAAAUCAAUUGAUGCGCAAUUUGAGAACUCAAAGAAGUUUGUUGUGGGAAGGUUAACGAGAAAGGAGUCGUGCUAAUUGUAACGUUAAGAUUAUCGCCGCACUUAAAGCUCGUUGACGAGAGCUAGGUUUAGGUUUGGAAAGGAAGGUUUAUCCAUCGGAGUGCAAUGGCGGGAAAAAUGUCCCACGCUUUGGUGGUCGUCUGUAUGGGCACGCUAUUUAGGACUUGUUGUUCAGCGGGUUCGUCAACUAUUAUGGUUGGUGCUGUUUUCGAUAGAUAUCUUGACUUUGGUUUUGAACGUGGUAUCAUCUCUCAUAACACCCAGAAGAAUAAAUCAAAUUCAUUUCAGUUCAUGGCUUUGGAACUACCAGCUCUACUGGAAGAUACAUUCAAUGUUACCAGAAGGCUCUGCACCCUCUACUCCCAAAACACCCUGAUCACCGGUGGUCAUUCCAAACAGGUGUGUCUCCCGACUUUGCAGUCUUACGCCAACUAUUUCCUCAUCCCCUACGUAACGGUAAGCCAAUCCAAAUCAGACAUGGGUUUGACCAUCAGCAGCAGUGACUACUUGUUGUCCAUGAUGCCCUCUCUGGUCCCACCCGUAGAGGAUUGUGUCAAGUACUUCAAAUGGGACAAAUUCGCCUAUGUCUACAGCUCCCAAGAAGGAUUGCAGAGAUAUCAGACCCUUUCGUCCCGGUUUCCUUCGAAGCAAUACGACAUCACUGUUCGUCGGGUCGGUUCCGAACCCGAGACCCGACUGCUUCUGAAGAGCUUUCGUGAUUCUGGUCGCCAUCGUAUCAUCUUCGACACCACGGGAAACGAUACUCAACUUGUGCUUAGACAGGCCAGUAUGCUCGGUAUGAUCACCAGUUCAUUUCAUUACCUUUUUCUUGACCUGGAUCUAGCAGACGUGAACAUGGAUGAUUUUAUUUUUGGAGGGAUGAACGUAACUGGUUUUCAGCUCGUAAACAAGACCGAUCCCCACUACAAGAGCCUCGAAAUGAUGUGGUACAAACGUCAGGCGUACCUCAGGCAAGGCAAUCAAACCUUUGACUGGCCGCAGAAUAUCUCCUCAUUGGGCUACCCGAAGCUGAAGACGAUGACGGCUUUGUCGUAUGACGUCACUCGUGUAUUCUGGGAAACGAUCAGCAUGUUGAAGAAGAACAAGAGAAUACAGCUCCUUACGGUCAGGGCGGCAAGAUCUUGUGGCAAUCCAGGAUUUAAAAAAAUCCCACAGGACAAAGACGUGCUGGAGUAUAUCAAACUGAUAUCGUUCAAAAGUGCGACUGGCCACAUAGAAUUUGAUGAAAACGGAGAGCGCGCUAACUACACACUCAAAGUACUUGCACUUAAACCAACGGGAUUGCAAGAGGUUGGAACCUGGAUGCCUAACGUGCCUAAUAGCAAUAGCAACAGUCCUCUUCUGAGUCGUCUGGUUCUCAAAGGGGAAAAUUCAGAAAACUCAUUUCAGAACGUCAAUAAGACUUUCAUCAUUACUUCUGUUCUCGAACGACCAUUCAUGAUGUUGAAAAAUGAGAAAGCUCGAACUCCUGACAAUGGCCGAUAUGAAGGGUACUGCAUGGACCUCUUACAUGCAAUCAAUGAACACCACCCAUUCAAGUUUAUUAUCAGAGUAAGAAACGACAGCGCCUACGGAACGGCCGAUGACAACGGCACUUGGAAUGGCAUGGUCAGCGAGCUGAUAAAUAAGGAGGCCGACAUCGCGGUCGCCCCAUUGACGAUCAACUCCGACCGGGAGAGGGUCAUUGACUUCACCAAGCCUUACAUGAGUCUUGGGGUCAGCAUCAUGAUCAAGAAACCCCAGAACACUCGUCCCAGUGUCUUCUCCUUCAUGCACCCUCUGUCCUACGAGAUCUGGCUCUCCAUCAUCUUCGCCUACCUUGGAGUCAGUGUGGUCCUCUUCCUAGUCAGUCGGUUUAGCCCGGACGAGUGGUACACCGUAGAACAAGGAACUCUGUCUAGUGCCCCCUCUACGGAAGGCGAGAUUGACAGAGACGAACCAAGAGACAAAAAAGCGAACAACUUCGGGAUUCAGAACAGCCUUUGGUUUUCGAUGGGCGCCCUCAUGCAACAGGGAUGUGAAGUUUCACCAAGAUGCUUGUCAGGUCGAAUCGUUGGUGGGGUAUGGUGGUUCUUUACCCUCAUCAUCAUAUCCUCAUACACUGCUAACCUGGCUGCCUUCUUGACUGUCGAGCGGAUGUCCUUUCCGAUCAAUUCGGCAGAAGAUCUUGUCAAACGUAAAGACAUCUCCUACGGUAUUCAAAGAGGAGGCUCGACACAGUCGUUUUUCUCCACGUCGAAAAUUCCGCUCUACAAUACGAUGUGGAGGUCGAUGAGUAACAACAAUACGCUCCCGUCACCGAUGACCAACUCGUCCGUGCAGGGCAUCGAACGCGUCCGACAUUCCAACGGCAAGUACGCCUUCCUGCUCGAGUCGACGAUGAACGAGUAUCAGAAUCAGCAGAAACCUUGCGAUACGAUGAAAGUGGGAUCGAACCUCGACUCGAAGAGCUACGGGAUCGGGGUCGCCAGGGAUCUCACUUUGUUAAGGGAUGAAUUAACUCUGGCUAUACUUCAACUGGGCGAAGAUGGCGUCCUUGAUAAUUUGAAGAAAAAAUGGUGGUACGACAAAGGAGAGUGUGAUCCUCAAUCUCAAGCAAUGGACCAGGCGAGUGCUCUUAGCCUUAGCAAUGUUGCUGGAAUCUUCUAUAUCUUGGUGGUAGGAAUGGGCGUGGCUAUUGGCGUUGCUCUAACCGAGUUCUACUGGCGUACCAGGUCUCAGUCGAAUAAAGAGAAGAUAUCUCUAUCAAAUGCUUUGAAAGCUAAGAUUCGUAUGUCAGUGACAGGUGAGAAAGGAAUGCCGACAUACCCCAUCAUGAGACAAGUUAACCCAAUGGCGUGUGAGAAAGCACUGCUGUCAAAGGACCGAGAAUCACCGUCGGCUAUCCGGAGAGGGCAAACAUCCGUGUAAAAAUAUCCGACUCAAUUAAACCCAACCAUACAAUAACCAUAUCAGGAGAUGCAGGAGUUAGUUAUCCUCAAAGGAUCCCGGGAAAGGGAUAUAUCCAGGGGAGCGUUUCAUCAAUAUUUUUGUCCGACAAGUUGUCAGAUCUGACAUCUGUCCUUGAAUUCGAUUGGCUUAGAAACACUGUUACUAUGGUAACUCUCGGAGUAAAUGGGACAUUAUCGAAUAAAAAAAACGUCUGACAAGUCCUUUCACAAAACGCUCUGACACCAAAGUAGCAAUAAGUGGCAAAACUUGUUAUGGCCAAUGAAAACAAUCGUUGCAUGUGCACGUGUUCAACAUAAAUGCGGUAACCAAUCACAAUUAUUGUUUCAAAUUGAUUUCAAACGCAUGUGUUAACCCUACUGGAAAGAACACAGUGUCCCACAAUGUAUGCCACAGUCUGUUCACAGUGUUGAACACGAUGUGAAAUCACCUUCACACUGUUAAAUUUGAGCAAUUUAAACACUGUGCAUCACAUUAUCACACAGUCCACUGUGUGAGCAAACUGUGGACACUUGCACACCUUCGAGGUGUCCACAGACUGAACUCAUUCUUCACACUAGCUAUUGAACAGUGUGAAUACUAUUUCCACAUAGUCUACAAUGUGAACACACUGUGAUCACACUGUGUGAAACUGUGUUCCUUCCAGCAGGGAGGAGGCUUACGAUUUUUUUUUCGUUGGGAAAGUUUAAAAAAGAGAGAGAGAGUAAAAUCAGCCCCAUGUCAACAUGAUUAGUGAAGAAAUUCCAGUGACGGGCUAAACAAGCUAAAUGGGCAUAUUCUAAAGACAAGGAGGGCACUUCUUAGAGUCAGGGAAAAAGUCUUAUUCAAGACGGCAGAUAUUUUUAAUACUAAUACACCAAACCCAUUAAAGUUUUGAAUGAAAUGGCUGAGGUAUAGGUUAGAAAUAAUGAUUUUGUGAACAAUAUCAUUUUCCUCGUGAUAUGAGAUUAAUUCAAAAUAGAGGUUACAAAAACCGAUCAUGAUAUAUUAUUUUCACACAAAGGAUUUUCAUAUUUUUGUUGUUUAUGUACGAAUUACAUAAUCGGUAGUACAUUAUAUAGAAACUGUAUAAAAUGGUAAUUGAAAUAUAAUUAUGUUUAUACUCUUUUCAAGAGUAUUAAAAUGGUUUGUUUAAUCAUGUCCCAUCCAUGAUUAAUUUCAAAUCAAAACAUGAGACACAUCGACAUGUACUCAUCAAUUACCAAAAAUAUUUUUAAAAAAAAUCUUCAAACUUAUGAAAUGCAUCAAUUUAAAAGCCUGUGAUGGUAAUAGAAAAUGAUAGAUGAAACAGAAAAUAAAUACGACUUUGAAAUGAAUCGCAUGGUAUCCAUACAAAUAGUUAACAAGAACUUCUAGUUGAUCAGUGGACCUUCUACACCUGUUCUGCACCCACGUGGCGUCAUGUUGAUAGCGCACUCACACAGAGGAUAUAGGCGGAGUAGCGGUAGCUCAGCUGCAGAUCACCAACCCAUGCAUGGCAAUGGCCUCGUCCUCUAAUAUGGCGGCACGUUGACGUCAGUGUAUAAGUGAAAUGCGUGAUUUUGUUAUCAUUGGGGUCUAACACAAGCCAUGUGGCCAGCCCUGUCUUGAAUCUCUGUAUUUUAUCUUUUUUCUUUAAACGACCAAAAAGGAUGGAAUAUAUUUCGUAGAAAAGGCGCUAUAAACAUAUCAAAUAUUACUAUUAUUACCACGGUGCGAGGUAAGAGUUAUAGCUCUGAUACAUUUGGAGAAGCACUGCAUUUUGUUGCCUGAGAGUUAUGAGGUUGUAUGACAGGUUUUACAAAAUUAGAGAUAUUUCAUUGUAUAUAUGGAAAUAAAAACAAAUUAAUAUGCUUUGUGUAUUUCUAAAUAUCAAUUCUAAACUAUUCUAUGAAGUAAGCAUGUAAGUGUUAUUUAUUGUAGUUCAAUUAAGUGUGCCUGCAUAGCACAUAGAGCCGUUUUAGAUUCGAAUCAAAGUUGAAGUCCCAUUGCUCUCUUGGCCGUUCGCAGAAUAUUUCUUUUGCGAUGCAGGACGCGUAAACUUUAAAAAGAAAACUAAAAAGCGAGAGAAUGAAGCGACCGAGCUUAUCUGGGCGCUUUUGCAUUUUAAAAGUGAAAUAGAAGGAUUUUAUGCAUACUGUUUUGUGAAUAUUGUGAAACCUUUCAGCAAAAAAAGUGUUAAAGAUUUCUGGGGACAGCUGCCCCCUCCUGCGUACGGCCAUGCUUGCUCUAGAAUAAGAAAAUAUAUUAAUUUUGGAUCAACCACAUUUUCAGUUUGAUUCGAAUCCAACGCCAUUUUUUUUCAGACUGUCCACUUUAUGUCGUUUGUCAUGUUUGCAAACAUGUUUUCCUAAAGGGUUGAUCUUGGAUGAAAAUAUUUACAUCUAAAUAAAUAGAGUAAAAUUCA